UGUUGAUUUAUUUAAUUAAAAAAUAUAUAAUAAAUUUCGGAUAAGAUUAUAAUUAACCAUCUUGUUGUAAACAUUGUAAACGAAGAUACGUUUCAGAAGUGUUUUAUAACUUCGUGAACUUUCGUUUAAAAUCUUAAAAAACGAUGGAGAGAGAGAAAUCCUCGGUCGAUUUUGCCAAGGAUACUGAAUACGGAACUGUCAAAUUUAAAGAUGAACACAUAUCAUCUUGGAAAUUUUGGAAAAAAAGAAGAUACGUGGUCGGAGUAUUGGCGUUUUUCGGAUUUUUUACAUCAUAUAUUCUUCGUGUAAAUUUAAGCGUAGCCAUUGUUGCAAUGACCGCAAAGGUUCGCAAAAUCGAUGAAAAUGGAAAGGAAUAUUUUGAACAAGAAUUCGAUUGGGAUUCGAAAACACAAGGAUUGGUGUUAAGUUCUUUUUUCUAUGGAUACAUAAGUACCCAAUUAUUAGGAGGAUGGCUUGGUGCGCGUAUUGGUGGAAAAAGAGUUAUUGGUCUUGGAAUAGCAGUUACAGCUUUUCUUACGAUUAUCACACCACCCCUGGUCAGAAUAAACGUUUACAUUCUACUUGUUCUACGAAUAGUAGAAGGAAUUUGUGAGGGUGUAACGUAUCCUUGUAUACAUGCAAUAUGGGCACAAUGGGCACCUCCAUUGGAAAGAUCGAAAUUAGCAACACUUGCAUUUUCCGGAAGUUUUUUUGGAACUGUAUUUGCGAUGCCAGUUGCCGGUUUGAUGGCUGAAUAUCUUGGUUGGUCUUCCGUCUUUUAUGUUUUUGGAGCAGCUGGUGUUAUUUGGUUUUUUUACUGGUGGAUAGUUGUGAAGGAUAAACCAGAGGACGAUAAAUCUAUUUCCAAAGCCGAACUCGAAUAUAUUAAAAGUAGCCUUGGAAAUUCAAGCAAAGAAAAAAAAAUUACACAUCCAUGGAAAGCUAUGCUUACGUCUCCACCAGUGUGGGCAAUUGUUGCAGCUCAUUUUAGCGAAAAUUGGGGGUUUUAUACGAUGCUUACUCAGUUACCAACAUUUAUGAGUGAUGUACUCGAUUUCAAAUUGGAUAAGACUGGAUAUUUAUCUGCAUUACCGUAUCUAGUUAUGACUCUCGUUGUUCAAUUUUCUGGACAUUUAGCAGAUUAUUUAAGAAGAAAGAAAAUUUUAACGACUACGCAGGUGCGUAAAUUAUUUAAUUGCGGAGCUUUUAUAUGUCAAGCGAUAUUCAUGACGUGUACAGGUUUCAUCUUAACACCGGCAGGAGUAGUUAUUUGUAUAACUUUAGCAGUUGGCCUUGGUGGCUUUGCUUGGUCUGGAUUUGGAGUAAAUCAUUUGGAUAUUGCUCCUAAGCAUGCAAGUGUGCUUAUGGGAAUAGGAAAUACUGUGGCUACUUUACCUGGAAUUAUAAGUCCUCUUAUUACUGGAUAUAUUGUCCAGAACAAAAGUGCCGCAGAAUGGAGGAUAGUUUUCAUUAUUGCUGGGGCAGUUUAUUUGAUUGGAGCUAUAGUAUACGGUUUAUAUGCAUCUGGUGAAAAACAAAGUUGGGCUGAAGAAAGUAACGAGGAAUCAAAGAGAUCUUAUGAUAAUCCAGCAAUGGAAAUAGAUAAUUUAUAAUAUGAAAUAAACUAAAUUUACUGACAA
Messenger RNA from Frieseomelitta varia, 1640 nucleotides. RefSeq names its product vesicular glutamate transporter 2.2 (gene MFS9). The record is from RefSeq and is a predicted model, not a curated record. The transcript has 9 exons. Gene Ontology annotation, biological process: transmembrane transport; monoatomic anion transport. Gene Ontology annotation, molecular function: transmembrane transporter activity. Bases 144 to 1613 code for a protein of 489 amino acids. Gene Ontology annotation, cellular component: plasma membrane. NCBI's taxonomy places the organism in Eukaryota, Metazoa, Arthropoda, Insecta, Hymenoptera, Apidae.